AUGGCAGAAGGGGCCGAUCUGGGGGAUUUUGCGGAGUUGCGGUGCGGAGCUCCCGAACAAAAUUUCUAUCGCAACUUCGAUCACCGCUCCGCUGUCACUUCACAUUACCAACCCUUUUAUUUGGCUGUUGGGCUACUUUCAUCUUUCUUUUCCCGGCGAUUCAGCAUUCUACGAUCAGACAAAUGGCUGCAGCUGGAGUUGACCUCUAUGGCCGCGUUGACCAACCACCCGGAUAAAGUCCCUGAAGAGGAGCGGGAAGAGGCUUCCAUCAGAUUCAAGGCUGUACAGGAAGCCUACGAUAUCCUCUACGACGAUGACAAGCGACACCUUUACGACACACACGGCAUGGGCGCUUUCAACGGCUCAGGCGAACCGGGAAUGGCGGGCGCACCCGACCUGGAUGAUUUGCUCGCCCAGAUGUUCGGUGGUGGCAUGGGUGGCAUGGGCGGCAUGCCUGGUAUGGGAGGAAUGCCCGGUGGUGGUCGCCCACCUAAGCCCCGCCGGAGCCCUGACGAAGAACAAGACUAUGAAGUCAGCCUAGAGGAUCUCUACAAGGGCAAGACAGUCAAGUUCUCCAGUGUCAAGAACAUCAUCUGUGGACUGUGCAAGGGCAAGGGUGGUAAGGAGAAGGCAACCGCCAAGAAGUGCUCGACUUGCGAUGGUCAAGGCCACAAGGAAGUUCUGCAGCGUAUGGGCCAGUUCUUGACCCAACAGUCUGUUGUCUGCACUACAUGUAACGGACAAGGCUCAUACUUCUCCCCGAAGGACAAGUGCAAGAAGUGCAAGGGUAACCGAACAACAGAGGAGAAGAAGCUUCUGGAGAUUUACAUCCCUCGCGGUGCCAGACAAGGUGAUAAGAUUGUGCUUGAAGGCGAGGCAGACCAAGUUCCCGACCAAGAGCCCGGUGAUAUUGUUUUCAAGAUCAUCGAGGAGGAGCACCCUGUAUUUGCUCGCGCUGGCUCUGACCUCCAAACAACCAUCGAGGUUACUCUGGCCGAAUCUCUGACCGGAUUCUCGCGCGUCGUACUCAAGCAUCUGGACGGCCGUGGAAUCGAGCUCAAGCACCCCAUCACUCCUGGCGCCAUCCUCUCACCUGGUCAGGUUCUCAAGAUCCCCGGAGAGGGAAUGCCGGCGAAGCGUACCGAUGCUCGUGGCGACCUCUACCUGGUUGUUGAUGUCAAGUUCCCUGAAAGCAACUGGAACCCUACGCCGGCGGUGAUGGAGAAGCUCAAGGAAAUCCUUCCUAAGCCUGCUGCUCCAAUUGUGGCCAACCCCGUGGAUGAGGUUACAUAUGACCCCAAGGGUUCAAUCGACGAAUUUGGCGCACAGGAUGGCGACGGAGGCUCUGCGUGGGAGGAUGAAGAAGAUGACGAACCAGCGCAGUGCGCAGCUCAGUAG
Messenger RNA from Penicillium salamii, 1398 nucleotides. The record is from the annotation of a GenBank genome assembly. NCBI's taxonomy places the organism in Eukaryota, Fungi, Ascomycota, Eurotiomycetes, Eurotiales, Aspergillaceae.